AUGCCUCCCACCGACUUUAACACGCUCCCUUCUGAGAUCCGGCAGGCCAUCUGGCAGUUCACCAUACAAGAUGACGAGCCCGAGGUCUGCCUCUGCUGGCCCACGAUGCCAAGUGGAUUUUUAGACUCCCUCGCCGACUCUGUUCCGCAGCUGCCGCUGACAGUCGACACGGCGUUCCCCGUCGCCAUGCACAUCUGCCGGGAGUCUCGCGCCGUGAUGCAGAGCCCACGGAGCGGGAUUCGCUUCCGGGCCUCCGAGGUGGCCGGGUGUCGCGUGCCGUUUCGACUCUACCGUGCCGACCUGGACGCGCUCUACCUGAGUGCGCAGUGGAUGCAUCUGUUUCUCCUUGACAUGCACCUAGCACACAUUUGGACGGCUGGUCGUACAGAUCCUGACGUUGAAGCGCUCAAGACCUGGUACGCCGUUCUUCUGAGCGCCGGAUGGAUUGCCAUUGACGGCCGGCAUGGCGUGUACUAUACGGACGAUAUCCUUCGUUUACGCCGGGCAUCACGAAGGCCACCGAAAGACGGUGACAUGUACCCAGACGUCACUCGCCGCAAAAAGAGGCUGUCGUAUGUGGUCCCCAGCUCAAGAUAUAACGAGGACGAUUUGGACCAUGAGUUAAAAUUCAAAGAACCAGGGCGGCGAUGUAAAUUGGUUACGCUGUCACAGGAAGCUCAGAACGCGGUCCGUGUUUACACGCAACAGUCUGAGAGUUGCAAUUUGCCUUCGCCACUCUCUCACGCAAUUAAGCUCUUGGCCAACGGCAUUCUUGGCUGGGAUCAAGACUUCGAAAGCCCGAUAUUUACGGGUGACUCUAAGAUUCUCCCGCAGACGUUUGUCGAGUAUCAACCGGACGGCACGUGGAGUGAGGUCUGUCAGGACCGACUAUUCAAAGAACGGCCAGACACACCAGUAUCUGUGCAGGAUCGGCCGGACCCGGAGACGGUCCGCGUGAUGGAUGCAGAGAUUGAUUUUCCACAGCGGCGUAUGCUAGACUUGAGAUUGCCAAGACGCUCGUAA
Messenger RNA from [Torrubiella] hemipterigena, 1023 nucleotides. The record is from the annotation of a GenBank genome assembly. NCBI's taxonomy places the organism in Eukaryota, Fungi, Ascomycota, Sordariomycetes, Hypocreales, Clavicipitaceae.